Symbiodinium sp. CCMP2456 is the source of this 1140-nucleotide messenger RNA. The record is from the annotation of a GenBank genome assembly. NCBI's taxonomy places the organism in Eukaryota, Dinophyceae, Suessiales, Symbiodiniaceae.
AUGCAAGUCUCCGGGAAUCUUUGCCGAUGUUUUUGCGGAAACGGUUGGCAAGUCGAAGCAGAGGAUGAUCGACAGUUCGGUUCGGUUUCAGUUGGACUUGGAGCUAUCUCUUCUUUGGACUGCCCAGACGAUCUGCCAGAGGUGUCUGGCAUGCUGUCAUACAGCGCAGAAGAGGAGCUGCCUAUGCGCGGCAAGCCCAUCCGCGAGGGCGAACUGUGGCAUCUCUCCACGGAGGAUGUCGUGCGGAAAGUGCAUGUAUCACUCUUCAUAAACGGCUUGUCCGUGUCUUUCGAGACAAAGAAGGUGCUCGUACCGCUUUCACCCUUCACUUUGGUUCGGAACUGUAAAUUCCAGGCUGCUUCCUUUGACGUCAAGGAAUUCGCGGACUUCAAGAUCUUUAAGGUGCAUCUUCACGCAGCCAACCGAUGCUACUUUUUUGGCGUGCGUGGGAGCACUUUACUUGAAGGUGAGGAGGAGCGGUCCAACUGGGUUAGCGACAUUUCAACUGCAAUUCGAUUGGUGACCCAAUCGCUCUUCCCACCGUUCCGCAUUGCGUGCAACCCAUUGGCGACCGUGGAUGGCACACAAAAGCGACUUCUCGCUGGCUAUUUGCUGCACAGUGACAGUCCGUGCCUCGUGUCUGCCCUGUACUGCGAGUUGCAAGCACACAACAACGGCAAGGCGAUGUUUGUGCUCUACGAGAACGAGAACUGCAAGGUCCCCGUCAAAGCGAUGGCCCUCACAGCAGACUCUGCAGUGGCAGAGAAGCUUGGCAUCAAUUGCAGCUGCUUCUCUGUUGAUCAACGGGACUUCAGCAGCCGGACACUGUCAGAGAGGAAGCUUUGGCUGCGUGCUAUUUCCAAUAUCAAAGUGAAGCUUGCCAACGCAGCUCCAACACCAUCGUCUGAAGACUUAGAGCACUAUCGCCAGGCUGUCAAGGAGCAGUUGCAUCAGAUUCGUACCUCUUUGCAGUGCAAGAUACGCACGGAUGCACUCCUCCCUCCCAGCAUUCACAACACUUUUCAGUCGACCGUGUCCCCCUUCAACAUGGAUCUGUGGGCUGAGAUUUCAGGUUGCCACCACGGCCACGAGGAGGACGAGGGUGAGUCGGUCCCCGCCGAGCGGUCACCUGCAUUGUAA